AUAACUGCAGAUUUUUUAUGAUGCUGGUGAUGUGUAACGGCGAAGUGGAGGUGUGGUGACAAGUUAGCGGCGUAGUGCAUUUACCAUUGGCAUUUAGAAGGACUGCAGUUCGCAGUGGGUGCACAGGUAAAUGCAUCCAAGCCCCAUGAUGCACAGCAAAUGGUAGUGUUGGCAGUCUCCAGCCAAGCAAUGUUGACUGGCAGACAUGCAGGCCUCCAGCUGAGCCUUAUUUUUUGCUGACUGGCUCAGCAAUCAAUUCAGCAGCCAAGACUCUUGGAGGCAAACAGCACACAAUUCAGCUCAGCGUCACUGCCUGGUUGGGGCCUUAAACCUUCAUCAUGUUUUCUGCCUUGAGAAAGUUUGCCAGCAAAAAUGAGCCAACUCCAGCACCUGUGUCGAGCAAUGUGCAAGCCAUGUCCUCACAGCUGCAGAGGAAAUUUGCCAAGGGCAUUCAAUAUAACAUGAAAAUUGUGAUAAAAGGCGACAACAACGUGGGCAAAACUUGUCUCUUCAACCGUCUCCAGGGAAAGACUUUCAGUGAAACAUAUCAGUCAACUCCAGAAAUCCAGGUGGCGAGCAUACAGUGGUCGUACAAGGCCACCGAUGACGUGGUCAAGGUCGAGAUCUGGGACGUCGUCGAUAAGGCGAAGAAGAAGAAGAAAAUGGAAGGCCUGAAGCUGGACAACAGCAGCGCGGCCGUGCCGGACGAGGUAGCACUGGACGCCGAGUUCCUGGACGUCUACAAGGGCACCCACGGCGUCGUCAUGGUGCUCGACAUCACCAAGGCCUGGACGUUCGAGUACGUGCAGCGCGAGGUGCCGCGCAUCCCGGGCCAUAUCCCGGUGCUGGUGCUGGGCAACCACCGCGACAUGGGCCACCACCGCCAGGUGCGCGAGGACGACGUGCGCUUCUUCGCCGAGAACGUCCAGAGGUCGGUGCCUGACGGCGACGCGCUGGUGCGAUACGCACCGAGUCGUCCAUGCGGAAACGGCUUCGGCCUGAAGCUACUGCAUCGUUUCCUGAACGUGCCGUUCCUGACGCUGCAGCGCGCCUGCCUGGUCACCCAGCUGGCCACCAACGAACGGGAGACGGAGGCCACGCACCAGGAGCUCGACCUCUACGAGGAGUCGGAAGAGGCCAACUACGACCGUGUGGGUGGCGUCAGGGAAGCGAAGCCGAGCUGGCUGCCGUCUGGCGUGUGGGGUGGCGUCGGGGAGCGGGCCCAGCUGGCUGCCGGUCUGGCGUUCAUCGACCAGCUGGCCAACAAGCGGCGCCAGACGGCAGACGCCAACGCGCCGGCGCAGAAGAUGCCGCACUCACAGACGACAGUGGCACUAAACUCGGCCGGAACUCGCCAGGCCGGCGAACGUGUUACGUGA
Pollicipes pollicipes is the source of this 1379-nucleotide messenger RNA. RefSeq names its product rab-like protein 6. Gene Ontology annotation, molecular function: GTP binding; GTPase activity. Gene Ontology annotation, cellular component: cytosol; nucleus. The record is from RefSeq and is a predicted model, not a curated record. Lineage: Eukaryota; Metazoa; Arthropoda; Thecostraca; Pollicipedomorpha; Pollicipedidae.